CACGAUAUGGAUCUGAUUGAUGUAGUGGGGGCAUUUUUAUGGCUUUAACUACAAGGACAGUUGAUGAGCCAGGCUCCAUGGACAAGAAGGUGGUGCUGAUCACAGGCUGUUCCUCGGGAAUCGGUCUCAGCCUGGCUGUCCGGCUGGCCUCUGACCCCGACAAAAAAUUCAAAGUGUAUGCCACAAUGAGAAACCUAGCCAAGAAAGAGCGUCUUUUGGAAUGUGUGAAAAGCCUGCACAAGGACACCUUGGACAUACUCCAGUUGGACGUAACCAGCUGGCAGUCCAUCCUGGAUGCGAGAGACAGGGUUGCUGAGAAACGAGUGGACAUUCUAGUUUGUAAUGCUGGUGUGGGUUUGAUGGGGCCGCUGGAGGUGCAGUCCUUGGACUCGAUGAGGCAAAUUCUGGAGGUCAACCUUUUGGGUACCAUCCAGACCAUCCAGGCUUUCCUGCCGGAGAUGAAGGCUCAGGGCCAGGGCCACAUUCUGGUAACUGGGAGCACUGGAGGACUUCAUGGUCUCCCCUUUAAUGAGGUGUAUUGUGCCAGUAAAUUUGCCAUAGAAGGAGCAUGUGAGAGUUUAGCUAUCCUCCUGCAACACUUCAAUAUCCACGUGAGUCUCAUUGAGUGUGGUCCAGUCAACACCGAUUUCCUGGUCAACCUGCAGAAGGUAGAGCUAGGGGAUACCUCUCUCCAACAGGUCGAGGCCCUAACGCUCAGCCUCUAUGAAAAAUACCUGAAGCACUGUGGCUCCGUUUUCCAAAAUGCAGCACAGGACACUGAGGAUAUUGUAAAGGUUUUCCUUGAUGCCAUCCAGUCACCCAGCCCUGCAUUUAGGUACUUCACCAGCGGUGUCGUGCCACCUCUCACCAAACUGAAGAUGACAGAGCCAGAUGGCUCGCGGUACAUCAGUGCUUUGGGCAAAAUCAUGUUCUCAGCUGAGGAACAAUAAUUUUGCCUUUUUAUCUAAGCCACAACUUGCUCUUGUUUGUGUUUUAAUGCAGAGGUAAUAUUUUGGCUCUCUCAGUGGUGAUUUCGGGAAUAAAGUUGACUCACUGUGACUCAGCGGUGUUACUCAACUGGAAAGGGCAGUAAGUUCAGAGUUUUGGGAGUUCAAAGGAGGGAGUGACUCCAUGCUUCUAUUUUUGUGUGUUAUCAAAAGUUAUAUUACUACUUAUAACAAUAUAAAGAUAUAAGAAUAAAAGUUAAACCAUUUCCUGGUUAGUGGCAAAAUACUUCACAAGGAAAAUGGUUUUAGUGAGCUAUAUGGGUUGCGUGACAGUGUUCUUACCACACUUGUUGACAUAUUUUCAAGGGACUGGCAUGCUUCUGGACAGGUUCUUACCACUGUGUUAAAUGUAAAACACUCCAAGAAUGUUGUUGUGUAAUCUUGAUUGGCUGCUUCAUGCAAGUGGGAACAAACUUACCGCUUCAAAACAUGAAAUGAAAAAUAAAUAACUAAAAUAAGUACUUUCACUGAAGGAAAUCAUGCAAGAUUUUUUACAUGGCUUAAUGAUAUGGUAUGCUGUAUUUCUUUUGUAGUGUUUGCUGAAGUGCUUGUGUUUAAAUGUCCCCUGAGGGAUGAAUGAAUAAAGUAUUUGAGCUGAC
Messenger RNA from Epinephelus lanceolatus (giant grouper), 1606 nucleotides. It is a transcript of the gene hsd17b1, whose product is annotated as hydroxysteroid (17-beta) dehydrogenase 1. The record is from RefSeq and is a predicted model, not a curated record. Gene Ontology annotation, molecular function: estradiol 17-beta-dehydrogenase [NAD(P)+] activity. NCBI's taxonomy places the organism in Eukaryota, Metazoa, Chordata, Actinopteri, Perciformes, Serranidae. Gene Ontology annotation, cellular component: cytosol; cytoplasm. Gene Ontology annotation, biological process: estrogen biosynthetic process.